Molecule: messenger RNA, 1738 nt
Organism: Homo sapiens (human)
Lineage: Eukaryota; Metazoa; Chordata; Mammalia; Primates; Hominidae
Source: RefSeq, a predicted model, not a curated record
CAUUUCAGCCCUGACACCAAGGCAGGAGGCUAGGAGGUCUACAAAUAGCGACUGGGUAGCUGGUGUGAACACAGGGGGUACUGGGGGGGCUUAGCCCCCAAGGAAGAGGACCAGUUUUUCCCCAGCACCACCAUCAAGGCCUCGAGGCUCCCAGCUCCCUCUACAGCCUGUGGACUGACUUAGGGAAUCCCGAACCCUCCCCUUUGAGGACCACCCUACUGCAAGGGACAGAAAGGGAGAGAAGAAUGAAAGGGAUUAGAUUUCAUAGUGGGGUCCAACCUCUUGCAGGAUGACAGAAAAGGAGGUGCUGGAGUCCCCUAAGCCCUCCUUCCCAGCAGAGACUCGGCAAAGUGGGCUACAGCGGCUAAAGCAGUUACUCAGGAAGGGUUCUACAGGGACAAAGGAGAUGGAACUUCCCCCAGAGCCCCAGGCCAAUGGGGAGGCAGUGGGAGCUGGGGGUGGGCCCAUCUACUACAUCUAUGAGGAAGAGGAAGAGGAAGAAGAGGAGGAGGAGGAGCCACCCCCAGAACCUCCUAAGCUGGUCAACGAUAAGCCCCACAAAUUCAAAGAUCACUUCUUCAAGAAGCCAAAGUUCUGUGAUGUCUGUGCCCGGAUGAUUGUUCUCAACAACAAGUUUGGGCUUCGCUGUAAGAACUGCAAAACCAACAUCCAUGAACACUGUCAGUCCUAUGUGGAAAUGCAGAGAUGCUUCGGCAAGAUCCCACCUGGUUUCCAUCGGGCCUAUAGUUCCCCACUCUACAGCAACCAGCAGUACGCUUGUGUCAAAGAUCUCUCUGCUGCCAAUCGCAAUGAUCCUGUGUUUGAAACCCUGCGCACUGGGGUGAUCAUGGCAAACAAGGAACGGAAGAAGGGACAGGCAGAUAAGAAAAAUCCUGUAGCAGCCAUGAUGGAGGAGGAGCCAGAGUCGGCCAGACCAGAGGAAGGCAAACCCCAGGAUGGAAACCCUGAAGGGGAUAAGAAGGCUGAGAAGAAGACACCUGAUGACAAGCACAAGCAGCCUGGCUUCCAGCAGUCUCAUUACUUUGUGGCUCUCUAUCGGUUCAAAGCCCUGGAGAAGGACGAUCUGGAUUUCCCGCCAGGAGAGAAGAUCACAGUCAUUGAUGACUCCAAUGAAGAAUGGUGGCGGGGGAAAAUCGGGGAGAAGGUCGGAUUUUUCCCUCCAAACUUCAUCAUUCGGGUCCGGGCUGGAGAACGUGUGCACCGCGUGACGAGAUCCUUCGUGGGGAACCGCGAGAUAGGGCAGAUCACUCUCAAGAAGGACCAGAUCGUGGUGCAGAAAGGAGACGAAGCGGGCGGCUACGUCAAGGUCUACACCGGCCGCAAGGUGGGGCUGUUUCCCACCGACUUUCUAGAGGAAAUUUAGGCGUGCGGGCGCCUGCAAGCGGGAGACACCCACACCCCAUUCUGGGCGGGCCCAGUGGAGUUUGGGGAGGGGGGCGAAAGCAACGGGACUGCUGGGAGAGGAGGGGUAGGAAGGCCCGCCUGAGCGCGACGGGGCUUCCGGGAAGGGACUGGUUCUCGCCCCCUUCCCCAGCCUGGGGCCUCGGAUACCUGCUGCCCAGAGCAGCCCGGACCCGAAACCUUUCAGGCCCCGCUUGCAAGAGCUGGAAAAAAACGCGUAUCUACUAGGAGGAGCCAGGGACUGGGGCGGGGGGCGGGGGCGAGGGAGGGCGAACUGUCGAAUGUUGCGAAUUUAUUAAACUUUUGACAAAACUUA